Trifolium pratense (red clover) is the source of this 5988-nucleotide messenger RNA. RefSeq lists its product as uncharacterized. The transcript is spliced from 9 exons. The record is from RefSeq and is a predicted model, not a curated record. Bases 382 to 5565 code for a protein of 1727 amino acids. Gene Ontology annotation, biological process: negative regulation of DNA-templated transcription. Gene Ontology annotation, molecular function: DNA binding; transcription corepressor activity. Lineage: Eukaryota; Viridiplantae; Streptophyta; Magnoliopsida; Fabales; Fabaceae.
AGUAUAAAAAUGAGAACACAGGUUUUUUCUCCACAGCGUUGUUUUCUUUUCUUUCUUCAGUCUCUAAACCCCGUUUUUCUGUCUCUUCAUUUUCCCUUUGUCUUUUCAUUUUCUCGCUCUAAAACCUAACACAAUCUUGGAACAAUGCUCCUCAAAAUACUUUGAUUCAUCGCACCAACUUCUAGGUUUCGAAAAUUUCUCUCCGAUCGUUAUCACAUUGAGAUUUUGUUGGUGAGUUUGUUGUAAAUCUUGCAAUGGAAUUUUCUUCAUCUGCACUGUAACUGUAAGGUUUUUCGGUUAAGAACUGAAUGGGGGUUUUGUUUUUUCUAUUUUGGUUUAGUUCAGUUUUAAGGUGUUUGUAGAGUUAGGGUUUUCUGAAAAAUGAGAGAAGGGUUGAGAUCUCAGACUCGGUCUGGGAAGGGUUCUGUUCAAGGAGAAGUUGUUCAUAAGAAAAGGGUUCGUGUGAAGAAUGAGGUUUUGGUUUCGGGUGAUGAGGGUUUGGUGGAACGUAAGAAGGCCGUAGUCGAGGCUCUAUUUUCAGGUGAUGAUGAUUUAGUGGAACCUACCUCAUUGAUUGAGAAGAAGGGUGAAACUGAGUCAUUAGUUUCGGGUGAUGAGGGUUUGGUGGAACGUACGAAGGCCGUAGUUGAGGCUUUAUUUUCAGGUGAUGAGGCAUUAGUUUCCGGUGACGAGGGUUUUGUGGAGCCUACUUCAUUGAUUGAGAAGAAGGGCGAAACUGAGGCAUUAGUUUCCGGUGACGAGGGUUUUGUGGAGCCUACUUCAUUGAUUGAGAAGAAGGGCGAAACUGAGGCAUUAGUUUCGGGUGAUGAGGGUUUAGUGGAGCCUACUUCAUUGAUUGAGAAGGGUGAAACUGAGGCAUUCGUUUCGGGUGAUGAGGGUUUAGUGGAGCCUACUUCAUUGAUUGAGAAGAAGGGUGAAACUGAGGCUUUAGUUUUGGGUGAUGAGGGUUUAGUGGAGGCUACCUUAUCGAUUGAGAAGAAGGGUGAAGUUGAGGCUUUAUUUUCAGGUGAUGAGGGUUUAGUGGAACCUACUUCAUCAAUUGAGAAGAAUGGUGAAACUGGGGCUUUAGUUUCGGGUGAUGAGAGUUUAGUGGAACCUACCUCAUCUAUUGAGAAGAAGGGUGAAGUUGAGGCUUUAGUUUUGGGUGAUGAGGUUUUAGUGGAACCUACCUCGUCGAUUGAGAAGAAGGGCGAAGUUGAAUGUGCAGGCGUUGUUGAUUGUGCCGUGAAAACAAAAUUUGAUUUUGAUUUAAACCUGGAUUUGAGUGUAAAUGUUAACAUAGAUGAGAAUGAGAACAGUAGCCCUAGGAGUUGUUUAAAAGAUGGGCAUAGUAUUGCAGUAGCUGAUAAGAAGGAGAAUGAAGGGUUGAGUGGGGGUCGUAUAUUGCGGUCCAGGUUAAAGAGGGGAGAUGACAAAAGAGCUUAUAAUGGAGGGCAUGAUUGCAUACCUUCUGAGAAUGAUGGAGAACAUGGUCAGUUGGAGAUGAUACAAGUCAAGAAGGAGCUUGAAGAAGCUGAUGAAGUUUUAACUGAUGGUAAAAAGAAUGAUAGGGUUAUGUUGAAAAUGGGAGGGAAGGGCAAGAAGAAAUUGAAACGGAAGCGUGGGAGGCCUCCCAAAACAGAAAUAAAAGAGAAAGACCAAUUAGAUGAUCAGCCACCACGGAAGCUUGGGAGGCCUCGGAAAACAGAGAUAAAGGAGAAAGAUGAAUUAGAUGAUCAGCCACGGCGUAAGCUUAGGAGGCUUUGCAGAACAGAGUUAAAAGAGGAUGAUCAGUCACCGCGUAAGCUUGGGAGGCCUCGCAAAACAGAGCUAAAAGAGGAUGUUCAGUCACCGCGUAAGCUUGAGAGGCCUCCCAAAACAGAGUUAAAAGAGGAUGUUCAGUCACCGCGUAAGCGUGGAAGACCCCCCAAGACCGAGCAACAAAAACAUCUCAUGACCCUGGCACAUAAUAGUAAAGGAAAGGUGAGCCGUGAAGACGGUAAAAAAGUUGUAACUGUAACAGAUAGUGAAAGUGAAGUUGAUGAUACACGCUCAAGGAGAUCUUCCGGUAAAAAGUUAAAAAAGAAAGGAUUUUCUCCUGUAAGGAAAAAUAAAUUGCGAAAGGUUUUGAAAACUGAGAAUGGUGGGAUGGCAUCAAAUACUGUGGAUGCACCUGUUGCUAAACAAAGUACAAGCCGUGAAGAAAAGAAGUUGGUGAGGGAUAAAAUAAUGGAAUGUCUCUCGGCUGCAGGAUGGACUGUUGACCGUAGACCUAGAAACGGAAGAGAUUAUAUUGAUGCAGUAUAUGUUGCUCUGGACGGAAAAACACAUUGGUCAAUAACCUUGGCAUACAAGAGGCUUAAAAAGCAUUAUGAAGCCGGGGACGGUGAAGGUAAGUUGUACAGACCAGGAUUCAAAUUUACACCAAUAUCGGAGGAAGAUUUCAAUUCAUUAACUAGAGUAGCUACCAAGUCCAGGAUAGAUAGUAAAGUUAAACGUGUGCCAUUUGGAGGAAAGGGUGGAAAGAGAGUCGAUGGAGUCAAUCGAAAAAAGAAAAAAAUAAAACCAGGUUCUGGUGCAGGCAAGGGUAAGUUAGUGAAAGGGAAAAAGAAAAGGAAACGAUCACUUCCUGAGGAGGGCAACUCAAAUGUUACAUCACCUAACAGGGAUCGUAAACGGCAUAAAACACACAACAAGACUCGAUGUGCUCUGUUGGUUCGUGAUGCUACAGAGGAGGUAGAUUCAGAAGUUAAUGGAUAUGUGCCAUACAGUGGAAAACGAACUGUACUUGCCUGGAUGAUUGAUCUGGGCACAAUCCUCCAAAAUGGGAAGGUCCAUUAUAUGCAAGAUAAGUUGGAAAUUGCUUUCCAAGGUAAGAUCACAGGAGAUGGCAUUCACUGUGGAUGUUGUAAUGAAAUCAUAACAAUUUCAGACUUUGGAGCUCAUGCAGGAAGCAAACAAUCUGAUCCUCUGAAAAAUAUAUAUACGGAGGAAGAAACUUCACUCCUACAAUGCCUGCUAGAUUCAUGGAAUAAACAAGAUAAAUCUGAACUUAAAAGUUUUCACUUCGUUGAUGUUGCGGGUGAAGAUCCAAAUGAUGAUACAUGCGGUGUAUGCGGAGAUGGUGGAGACCUGAUCUGUUGUGAUGGUUGCCCAUCAACAUUCCAUAAAAGCUGCUUGGAUAUAAAAAAGUUCCCAUCUGGUGACUGGCACUGCAUUUAUUGUUGUUGCAAAUUUUGUGGGUUGGUUGAUGGAAGUUCAAACCAAACAGUUGUCAAUGAUGAUUUUACUAUGCCUACACUGCUCACAUGCCAUUUAUGUGAGGAAAAAUUUCACAUAUCCUGUAUUGUGGCAAAUGGCGAUAAGACCGAUGAUUCCAUGGUGGCAAAUGGCGAUAAGACCGAUGAUUCCAUGAUGGCAAAUGGCGAUAAGACCGAUGAUUCCAGGAAUACAUUUUGUGGAAACAAAUGUCAAGAGUUAUCUGAGAGACUUGAAAUGCUUCUUGGGGUUAAACAUGAAAUUGAAGAUGGAUUUUCUUGGUCUUUUAUUCGGCGGUCAGAUGUUGGCCUUGAUGUUUCUCUGACAAAAUCUCAGACGGUAGAAUGUAAUUCUAAGCUAGCUGUUGCAUUAUCAAUAAUGAAUGAGUGCUUCAUGCCAUAUAUUGAUCAUAGAAGUGGGACCAAUCUGAUCCGCAGUAUUCUAUAUAAUUGUGGGUCAAACUUCAAACGGCUGAAUUAUAGUGGGUUUAUUACUGCAAUUCUAGAGAGAGGUGAUGAGAUCAUCUGUGUCGCAUCUAUCAGGAUCCAUGGGAACCAACUUGCAGAGAUGCCAUUUAUUGGAACCCGCUAUAUGUAUAGGCGACAAGGAAUGUGCCGUCGGCUUCUAAAUGCCAUUGAAUGGGCACUUAGUUCUUUACAUGUUGAGUUAUUGGUCAUACCAGCUAUAUCAGAACUCAGAGAAACCUGGACCUCCAUUUUUGGGUUUGAGCCACUUGAACAAACAAGCAAGCAAAUAACAAAGAACAUGAAUCUGUUGGUAUUUCCACAUGUAGAUAUGUUACAGAAGAAGAUAUCAAAGCAUGAAAUUGCAAAUGAAAAUUUGAUUGCUACUGAAGUUUCUAAUCAUAAGAAUCUUACUACAUACAAAGUAGCAAAACUGGAUGGGGAAGACUCAUCUGUAUCUGAUUGUUGCCCGAAGAUUGAAAAAGCCAUAUCUAUUGAAUCUGGUUGUCGGCAUUUUGAGAACUCAUUGAAUAAUGCACCUGCCAUUACUAGUGACACCAUACAGAAUAGUAUAUCCCUAAAAGAUGUCACAUGUCAUGCUGUAUAUGAGACUGUUCAUGAAAAAUUGGGCGUGGACCACAAAAGCACCGUAAAUGCUGGUGAGGAUGUAGCUAAGUCUUGUUGCCAAGUAGAAGAUAAGGAAAGACACUGUCUCAGUACAUCUUGUAUUAACACUGAAGCUUCACAAGAACAUUACGUUGGUGCUAUGUCGGAGGUUACUGAGAAUUUUUCCAAAGAGGUCAAAGUAACAAUUGAGGUUGGUUUAAAUAACAACAGUGAUGAAAAAUCUGCACCCUCUUCUGAAGAAAAUAUUCCUAUUGACUCACAAAUUGAGUUUAGGACUAGGGAAUCAAAAUAUUCGGCUGAAAGUAACCAUGAUUCACCCAAGAUUUCUGAUAGUUUUGAACCGAGAGUUGAGACUAACUGUGCUCAACCAGGCUGUAUUGGAUCAGAAGUAUAUGCUGAAUCUGUCAAUGGUUGUGGCUCUCAUUCUAGACUAGAUGGUGAUAGUGCCACUGGUGAAGCAGGUCUCACAACCAACAUGAUGCAUGUUGAAUCAGAGAAUACUACCAAAGAUUUGCCCGCUAAUUGUGAAAACAACUCUAGUUCUGUUAGUGUGCCAAAUGCUGAUGAAGCAGAUCUAUAUAAUUCCAAAACAAUUGAUCUCCAGAAAAACAAAAAUCCUGGAGGUUGCCAAUCUAUUCUAGUUUCUUCAGGUAUUUGUGAGAAAAUUGCUGAUGGUGUCAAUGAGACGAAUAAAGCCCUUGAUGAUAAGCCUGCUGAUAUUGAAGUAAUUCUUGAUGAUAAGCCUGGUUCCCAUUCUAGGCCCAAUGGUCAUAGAGCCUCUGGCGAAGCAGGUCUCACAACUAACACUUCGAUGUAUCUUGAAUCUCAGAAUAUCACCAAAGAUUUGCCUGUUAAUUGUGAAAACAAUUCUAGUGUUGGUGCGCCAACAAUUGAUCUCCAGACAAACAAAAAUCCUGGAGAUUGCCAAUCCAUAUCAGUAUCUUCAGGUGAUUGUGAGAAAAUUGCAGAUGGUGUCAAUGAGAGGAAUAAAGCAUCCAGUGCAGUUGAUGUUUUUCCGUUUGAUGUUGAAGUAUUUCCCAAUAACAAGUCUGGGAUAAGGAAGUCUUCAGAGCUAGCAGAGCUUGAUUUGCAGGUUGAUCAAACUGAACCGAGUAACGCUAACAUUGCUUCAGGUGUGGCUCUGCACUGUAUAUCUACCGACAGUACUUCACGUGGUAGUACUGACGGGACAGUUCCUGCUAACCAAGGUAGCUGAAGUAUCACCACAUGAAGUAGUUCAUGUGGUAGUACUUCAUUUUGGAAAGAGUCACAGGUAAGCCCUUGGUCAUUAAUUCAGGAGGUGUGGUCUCCCCUACUUAAUGUGACGAGAUUUGUCUUUGUAGCAAAGUAUUCUGUAAAAAGUUGUUAGAGAAUAGGGUGAUCUUAUGCUUAGAUAAAGAUUUUUGGAGGUUAGCUCCAUUUUUUAGGAGGGCGGAGGAGCUAGGGGAGGAAAACACCAUGACUUGAGACUCGUGUAUUUUGUUACUCACGUGGUUAUUGCCAUUUUUUACAAUUGUCGCUUAUAUUUUCUCCCUUUUAGGUAUUACAUUGAAUUCGUUCGUCAUUAUUAACUUGUUUUGGUGGUAGAAAUUGACAUGAUUAAUUGAGGGUCAUGGAUGGCAAUGAGCUUGUACCUUAA